CCUUAUUUAUCCUGUCAAUCUGUCAAUACUUAGCUGUCAAAGAGUCUCUACUCUUUUUACCUUUUUACUAAUAAGCUAUUCUGUAAAUAUGGCCACUGAUGAAGAUAAAUGUAAAAUAGCGAAAUUAUUACAAGGACUGGAAGUACCGGAAGUGAAAUUGUCCGAACGAUGCAACGAUUUGGUUAGAGAGUUUCAUAAGAAAUUCGACGGUGAUAUAACUAUUGAGGAAAUGGAAGCUGUUAACUAUGAGAAUCCUUACGUGCCUGAUAAAGAACUACUGGAGGUCAACGAGAGGAAGCUAAAGGAACUUCUGAAGGAGAGCAAACGUGUAAAAAAAGCAAUUGAUCUAAAUCUCAAUGCCGUCGAUCCAAAAAGACCCUGGCGCACAAAUUCCAACAAAGAGAAACUGCUACGCAUCGAAAACGAACUGAAACAUCACAUCGAGAAAUCUUCUUCGGCUAUCACACCAAUGGACGAGCAAGAAAUGACGGAGCUGGUGCAAGUGUGCCGCGAGGAGACGAUGACAUCUCAACCUGUGGGAGCUAAUCGAAUGAGAGAGACCGUGGACGAAGCGAGAAGAAAUCUGCCCAACUUUCAGUAUAGGACCGUUGAAAACUCUACUGCAACUACAAUUUUAUCCCAUGCCCAUGGCUCUGAAAUAAGUACGGGUACGGCUAGUACUGAAGACAAUGCUACGAAUAAUUAAAGCAUACCUGAAAUGUUUCGUACUGGGUGUUUAACUUAUAUAGAUUUCAAUAAAUUCUCUAAAGUU
Maniola jurtina (meadow brown) is the source of this 772-nucleotide messenger RNA. RefSeq lists its product as uncharacterized. Bases 89 to 706 code for a protein of 205 amino acids. The record is from RefSeq and is a predicted model, not a curated record. The transcript has 2 exons. Lineage: Eukaryota; Metazoa; Arthropoda; Insecta; Lepidoptera; Nymphalidae.